Melospiza georgiana is the source of this 1122-nucleotide messenger RNA. It is a transcript of the gene CEBPD, whose product is annotated as CCAAT enhancer binding protein delta. Gene Ontology annotation, molecular function: DNA-binding transcription factor activity, RNA polymerase II-specific; RNA polymerase II cis-regulatory region sequence-specific DNA binding. Lineage: Eukaryota; Metazoa; Chordata; Aves; Passeriformes; Passerellidae. The transcript has a single exon. The coding region runs from base 1 to 1044 and encodes 347 amino acids. The record is from RefSeq and is a predicted model, not a curated record. Gene Ontology annotation, biological process: regulation of cell differentiation; regulation of transcription by RNA polymerase II; DNA-templated transcription.
AUGAGCGCCGCCGCUCUCUACAGCCUGGACUCCCCGGCAUGCUAUAAGAGCUGGUGCCUGGAGCCCGCCAACUUCUACGACGCCAAGGUGGGCAGCGGCGGCGGGCCGGGUCCCGCCUGCAAGCCGGGCGCCCGCGGCGGCUGCGGGAUGAGCGGCGAGGAGGCGGGCGGCGGCCUGGGCGGCAGCGGCACCAACCUGGCGGAGCUGAGCGCCGCCGCCCCGGCCAUGUACGAGGACGAGAGCGCCAUCGACUUCAGCUCCUACAUUGACUCCAUGUCCGCCGUGCCCAACCUGGAGCUCUGCAACGACGAGCUCUUCGCCGACCUCUUCAACAGCAACCACAAGCCCGAGCGGGGCGGGGAGUACGGCGAGUACUUGCCACCGGGCGGCGGCGCCGGCCGCGACCCUGCCAAGGACCUCGGCCCUGCCAUGACCACCCUGCUGGGCUCCGAGCCCCGCACCGCCUCCUCCUCCUCCUCCUCCUCCUCUUCCUCCUCCUCCUUCUCCUCCCGCGGCGCUCUGAAGCAGGAGCCGGACUGGAGCGACAGCGACCUCUCCUCCUCGCUGCUGCCCUCGCAGAUCGCCACCUGCGCGCAGACCAUCAUGAACCUGAGCGGGCAGCCCACGCCGCCCACGUCCCCCGAGCCGCCGGGCAGCAGCUCCCCGUCCAGCUGCAGCACCCGCUCGCCGGGCCCCGGAGCCGCCGCCGUGCCCGGGCCGGCGCAGGGCGUCCCGCAGCCCAUUGCUGCCGCCGCCGCCGGCGGGGGUAAGGAGCGCGGCGGCAAGAAGUGCGUGGACAGGUUUAGCCCCGAGUACCGGCAGCGCCGGGAGCGCAACAACAUCGCCGUGCGCAAGAGCCGCGACAAGGCGAAGCGGCGCAACCAGGAGAUGCAGCAGAAGCUGCUGGAGCUUUCCGCUGAGAACGAGAAGCUGCACAAGAAGAUCGAGCAGCUCACCCGGGACUUGACCAGCCUCCGGCACUUCUUCAAGCAGCUGCCCAGCGCUUCUUUCCUGCAGCCCGGCUCGGGCACCGACUGCCGGUAACCGGGGGGGAGCGGGACGGAGAGACGGACUCCGGGAGACGGUGGAUAAAUACCUCAGAGGGCCGGGCCGGGCCGUGCC